Vombatus ursinus (common wombat) is the source of this 2517-nucleotide messenger RNA. It is a transcript of the gene GJB4, whose product is annotated as gap junction protein beta 4. NCBI's taxonomy places the organism in Eukaryota, Metazoa, Chordata, Mammalia, Diprotodontia, Vombatidae. The record is from RefSeq and is a predicted model, not a curated record. The transcript has 3 exons. Gene Ontology annotation, cellular component: connexin complex. Bases 439 to 1236 code for a protein of 265 amino acids. Gene Ontology annotation, biological process: cell communication.
AGCAGGAGCAGAGUGCAGCAAAGCCCAAGUGUUUGCUCUGUCUCAGUGCCCAUACUGCCUGCCCAACCACCCACUGGCCCGACAAGGUGCCUUGGCUCAUUGGUCCUGGCUGCUCCGCCCAACAGGUGUUGUGCCUGAGUGGGACAAAAGCUUGAGGGAGGCCCUUGAGCAGAGACAGGAGACCUCGGGGUGUUUCUUACUCCAGCUGCAGCUCCAGAUUUGGGCUCCGACUCUUCAGGAAAUGGGCCAGAGGAUAGCCUGCUGGACCCAGAACAGGACCCUUGGCCAGUGUGGUGAAGUCCGUGGAUCCCUUCUCAGAAUCAUGGAGUUGUUGUUGUUGUUGCUUUAAAUUCAGAAUUCAAGAAAAUAUUAAAUAUCCUUUAGAGGUGAUUCAAAGGACAAGCAUCUCCUGCAGCCUGUGUCGGUGACUCGGACAGCAUGAACUGGGCAUUCCUCCAGGGCCUCCUGAGUGGGGUCAACAAGUAUUCAACCAUUCUUGGCCGCGUCUGGCUGUCGGUGGUACUGAUAUUUCGAGUACUGGUGUACGUCGUAGCAGCAGAGGAAGUGUGGGACGAUGACCACAAAGAUUUUGACUGCAAUACUCGGCAGCCAGGCUGCGCCAACGUCUGCUACGACCACAUCUUCCCCAUCUCCCACAUCCGCCUGUGGGCCCUGCAGCUGAUUCUGGUCACAUGCCCCUCGCUGCUUGUGGUCAUGCACAUAGCCUACCGAGAGGAGCGGGAGCGGAGGCACCGCCUGAAGCACGGGCCCCAGGCCAGGCCCCUCUAUUGCAACCCAGGAAAGAAGCGAGGAGGCCUCUGGUGGACCUACUUACUGAGUCUGAUAUUCAAGGCUGGCGUGGAUGCCGGAUUCCUGUAUAUCUUCCAUCGCCUCUAUAACAAUUAUGACAUGCCCCGUGUGGUGCACUGCUCUGUGGACCCCUGCCCCAAUGUGGUAGAUUGCUUCAUCUCUCGGCCCACGGAGAAAAAGAUCUUUUCCUACUUCAUGGUGGCCACAGCUGUUAUCUGCAUUCUGCUCAAUCUGGGGGAGGUGUCCUACCUGGUCUGCAAGAGAUGCCAGGAGCUCCUAGGUUCACAGAACUCGAAGCAUCGGCAGCAUCGGAGGCGUGGCCACCAUGGUCCCUUGGGGUCUUUGCAGGAUGCCUGCCCCCCUUAUGCUCCCUCCCAGGCUUUGCAACAAGGUGACCCCACCAAGGAGGUCACAUUGCCUUGUUGAAGUCUCUUAUUUCAAGCAAGGAUGGAAAGACAGGACAAUCAUAGAAAAACCCUGGUUCUGGAGUUAGAAGACCUGAGUUCUUCUACGCCUUAGUGACUUUGGGCAAGUCCCACCUCUAGUCUUAAGUCUUAUCACCUGUACAAGAUUGGACUAGGUUGUAUCUAAGGUCCUUCCAAAUCCAAAUCUAUGAUCCUAUGAUGCAAUAUUGACAGCAUUACAAGCAUCAUGGCAGGCAGAGAUGGCUGGAGGGAUGAGAGACUGAGCCAUUACCACUUUCUCUCCAGUCAGCUUGGUCAGAGUCCCCUCAUCUGAGGAAAUGUGGUCUUAAGUGAGCAACAGGGCCUUAAGAGGAGUAGAUAGGGUAAAGACAAACUUGCCACCAGCAACAGAUCCCAUCCUUGGAAGGGUACGGGGCCAAAUAACCGAAAAGUUCAGCUUCUGCAUCUCCUUCCCCUUAGGAAUGCUCCCCACCAUGAGCCCCACAAAAGGAGCUAGUGCAAGGUGGAGGGUCACCAUGAAGAGAUGAAGGCUUACUCAGGGGCUGGGUUGGGACCUCAUGUGUAUGCACACCUACAAAAGGAGAAAAUUCUGAAUUAAAGCAUUUUAUAAAGUACUUGGCAAACAGCUCUGGCCUUGGAAAGCAAGUCAAUAAUAUUUAAAUUCACCCCUACCUUCUAGGGGGUAAAGUCCUGGGGAUGUGGGAUAGAGGGAAAGAGAGAUGACAAGGUGGGGAUAACUUCCUACAAUUAAAGAUGUCCACUUCUGGAAAGGGCUGCCUGGAGAAGCAAUCGGUUCUCCCACAAUCACACACUGGAUAUCUUCAAGCAGAGAGUGGAUUGGGUACCAGUUGCUGGGAAAAGGACUCCUAUGCAGGGUCAUUUUAGACAAGAUUGCCUUCAAGGUCCUUCCAACUGUAAGCUUCUAGGGGAGAAAUGAUGUCCCUUUUCUACUCCAGUUUUGGAAAGAGUCUGGAUGAUGUCAUCGCCCUGAGAUGACCAAGUCAAGACUCUCCUUUGGGCCAAGGUGUGCCCCUCUCAGGCCAGCAAAGGACAGAGAAGGUUGAGGAUAUCCCAUCAGCUAGGGGACAGGUCCCAAAUGGCUUCCAAGGCUUUGGCCCAAGAUAGAGUUUAAAGAAGAGAAAAUCUGGGAAAGACAAAAAGACAGAUACCCACACCCACAACCCCUUCCCUCUGCCCAGCUCACUACCCAUCACAGGCUGGGACUUGCCUUACUGCAGAUGACUCAGCCUUGGGUAUGGAAAGGGGCACUUGGGGAGAGACA